This is a messenger RNA of Rhea pennata, 3936 nucleotides long. Its product is annotated as heterogeneous nuclear ribonucleoprotein M-like. Gene Ontology annotation, cellular component: ribonucleoprotein complex; nucleus; cytoplasm. The record is from RefSeq and is a predicted model, not a curated record. Gene Ontology annotation, molecular function: mRNA binding. The coding region runs from base 89 to 1948 and encodes 619 amino acids. NCBI's taxonomy places the organism in Eukaryota, Metazoa, Chordata, Aves, Rheiformes, Rheidae. The transcript is spliced from 13 exons.
UUUUCUUCUUUUUUUUCCCCCUCUUCUCUUCCUUGUUAUUUCGCCUGUGAAAUCAUCUCGUCAGGGAUGCGCUGUUGUUGAAUUCAAGAUGGAAGAAAGCAUGAAAAAGGCUGCAGAGGUUUUGAACAAACAUAGCCUUGGUGGAAGACCAUUGAAAGUGAAAGAAGAUCCUGAUGGUGAGCAUGCGAGGAGAGCAAUGCAGAAGGUCAUGGCAGCAGCUGGUGGAAUGGGUAUUGGUCCAGGCCCAGGUGGCCCUGGAAUGAUCAAUAUCCCACCUAGUAUACUGAACAAUCCCAACAUACCCAACGAGAUCAUUCAUGCCUUACAGGCAGGGAGAUUAGGAAGCACUGUAUUUGUUGCAAAUUUGGAUUACAAAGUUGGUUGGAAGAAACUGAAAGAAGUAUUCAGCAUGGCUGGUGUUGUGGUUCGGGCAGACAUACUAGAAGAUAAAGAUGGCAAAAGUCGUGGAAUUGGCACUGUCACUUUUGAGCAAGCUAUAGAGGCUGUUCAGGCUAUAUCAAUGUUCAAUGGCCAGCUGCUGUUUGACAGACCAAUGCAUGUAAAAAUGGAUGAACGAGCUUUUCCAAAGGGAGACUUCUUUCCUCCAGAGCGACCUCAACAACUUCCUCAUGGUCUUGGUGGUAUUGGCAUGGGAUUAGGACCUGGAGGUCAACCUAUUGAUGCAAAUCAUUUAAACAAAGGCAUGGGAAUGGGCAACAUGGGACCUGGAGGAAUGGGAAUGGAAGGCAUGGGCUUUGGAAUGAAUAAAAUGGGAGGAAUGGAAGGUCCUUUUGGUGGCAUGGAAAACAUUGGUCGCUUUCCAGCUGGAAUGAACAUGGGCAGAAUGAGCGAGAUGGAUCGUGCAAUGGGUGGAGGAUUUGAGAGAGAAUUUGGAAGAAAUGAAAUGGGAAUGUCCCGUAGUUUUGGAGAAACCUUGGAGAGAGGAAUAGGUGGUGGAAAUGCCAGCAUUCCUGGGAUUGAGAGGAUGGCACCUGGCAUUGAUCGUAUGGGCUCGGGAAUAGAAAGAAUACCUUCCGGGAUGGGGCACGGGAUGGAGAGAGUAGGGUCAGAAAUAGACAGGAUGGGUCUUGUUUUGGAUCGCAUGAGUUCCAAUGUGGACCGAAUGGGUUCAGGAAUUGAUCGAAUGGCCCCUCUGGGCAUAGAUCACAUUGCUCCUAACAUUGAGAGGAUGGGCCCAGCUAUUGAGAGAAUGGGUUCUGGCAUAGAAAGAAUGGGUUCUGGAAUAGGCUUUGGUAUUGAGAGAAUGGGUGCUGCCAUUGAUCGUGUCGGUACCACUAUGGACAGAAUGGGAUCAGGUGUAGAACGUAUGGGUUCUGGCAUGGAUAGAAUGGGUAUAGGUAUGGAGCGUAUGGUCCCUGCUGGAAUGGGAACUGGAAUGGGUCAGGUCAUAGAGAGAAUGCCAGCUGGUUUGGAUCGCAUAGGUGCCACUCCUAUGGAAAGAAUAGGAAUAGAUCGCAUGGGUGCUGCUAGCAUGGAGAGAAUGGGCUUGGAGCGCAUUGGAGCCACUAAUAUGGAAAGAAUGGGUCCUGCUAUGGGACAGGGCAUGGGAGCAGGCAUAGAUCGAAUGGGACUUGCAAUGGGAAGCAAUUUUGAAAGAACAAUGGAUAUGGAACGUGGAAACUUUGCAGGCAAUUUUGCAGGCUCCCUUGGAGGAACUGGAGGACCUGCAGCUGGGGUGGCCAGAAAAGCCUGUCAGAUAUUUGUGAGAAAUCUGCCUUUUGAUUUUACAUGGAAAAUGUUGAAAGAUAAAUUUAAUGAAUGUGGUCAUGUGCUGUAUGCUGAUAUCAAGAUGGAGAAUGGGAAGUCUAAAGGAUGUGGUGUGGUUAGAUUUGAGUCCCCAGAAGUAGCUGAGCGAGCCUGCCGUAUGAUGAAUGGGAUACAGCUUCGUGGGAGGGAGAUUGAUGUGCGAAUUGAUAGAAAUGCUUAAGUAGUUGCCUUUUUAAGACUUAUACCAGAUUUUUGUUGAAUUUGUAUUUUUCUUGUUAACCAUUUUAAUUUGACUGGAUGUAAAGGUGUUAAAACAAUUCAGUUGCUUUCUGGAGUAAUUUUAAUUACUUUUUUAACAAAUGGAUUUCCAUUUUACUGUUUUUGCAUUGAAACUGCAAUGUGCACAAUCUUUUUUUGUAGUUGUGGCAUCUUGUUGACAUUACAGAUGUAAACAGUAUGACUUUGAUAAUAAAUGCAAGUUAAAGCUUUCAGUCAUUGCAUCUGUUACUGGCAGCACAUCUUAUGCUUGCAAAAAUACCUGUAAUCUGAGCUCAGUAACUAGAACUUGUAUUUCCUGUGAAGUGUCAAGAAGGAAUGUUCGUCUCGGUUGUCAGUUUAUGACGGUAUGAAUCAGUCUUUAAAAUGAUAACUUGCAUAUUAGCAGUAGUAUUUGAAUGUCUUCAGGGUAUGAGGGACUUCUCUUCCUGUAUUAAGAUGUAGUAGAUUAGCAUUAUUCUAGCAAAAGAACUGGAGUUGGUCACUUAAAUUUUUCUCCAGUGGCAAGGCUGGUUGUUAGAAAAAAAAAAAAAGACAAAAAAAAAUCCUGCUUGUCAGUUGCCUCAGAGCCAUUCUGAAGGCCUGAACUGAAAACAGAUUAAAAACACACGUUCUUUCUAAUGUGGACCAUUUCAGCAGAGGCAAUGCACACUGUUUUGUCAGUUCCAGUGAGGGGCAAAGUACAGUCUGUAAGUGGGAAACAGCUGCUGCAGGUGAAGAGAAAAGAUGGGAUUUUAUACCUGCAACAAGUACAGUUUUAAUGUCCAGCUACAGAAAUUAAAAUUGAUUGGAGGGGGGAGUUCUCUUGGUGGGAGAGCUGAAAUUUUAUACUAAAGACACAGUUUCUUGCCCUUUCCUCUGUUUGAGGUCUGCAAAAGUUCCAAGACUAACUUCUAGUUACAGUAACAGGAAAUGAAUAAAGGAAAUGAAUAAAUGUUCUCCUUAAUGGCCUUGAUUCUAUCUGCAGUACUCUGCUGCCUGAGAGACACAAGGACUGCUUAUUAAAUUCAUGAACAGGCUUUGUUGCAUAAAGACGUCAUCCAAGCUGUAUCCCAGUCAGAAAGGAUAGACAUUUGAAGUGUUAAUCUAGUGCAAUAGGCUGAAGUUUAACAAAGUUUUCUUCCGGUGAAAGGUCUCCUGGCUUGUUUCUGAGAUGAGUGCUCUGUGAUACCUAAUGACUGAAUUGUGCUGCAAAGGCUGGAGUGGUGUGGGAGGUCUUAAAUGUGGAAAAUUCAUUGAACUAGAUACUGGAACAAUUUUUACAGCUACACUGUGCCGGGGAGGAAGGAAAGAAAAAGCCUGGUAACUGGCAGCUUUUGGUCUCCUUAAGAACUCUUUUCUCCACUUUGCCCCUGCAGUAAGUUUCAUGAAAACUUACUGUUCAAGAAUGUCUUCUCUACACUUCAGGGUUCUGAGUUACAGCUUCACCUUGCCAUUCUUACUCAAGAAAAGGCAGCAUAAGAGUUUCCCACCUUUUCCAACAGUGCAUUCUCUCCCCAGUAUAUUUCCCCUUGGUUGUACUGAUAGAAGUAUUUGUGGGGUAAAACUGUUGAAUCAAGAGACUCGUUUGUAAUUCACUGAGAUUUUACAUUAUACAUCAUUAAUGAACAGUUUCCUCUCACACAGCUGUACUGCUGAAAGGUAAACGUAGCAGAGAAGUGUAGGAACAACAAACCAGCUUUGCUACUGCAGAAAAUGUAAACGAUAAACUGUAUGUUGAGUAGGUAAUGAUCACUACACGAUGAGCUGCUACAAGAAGAGGAGAAGGAAUAGUGGCUGGAAAAACUUUUGAGGAGAAUCUCAGGAUGCUGCUGACAUUCCGGAGUGGUAUGCUGGAGAGAACAUGUGCAGACACUUCACUUGAUACUUUGUACUUUAGAGGAAAAAAAAAAUACUGCAUUUUACUUCAUAAUAAAAGAGAUGUUAGUUAAA